Messenger RNA from Lactuca virosa, 915 nucleotides. The record is from the annotation of a GenBank genome assembly. Lineage: Eukaryota; Viridiplantae; Streptophyta; Magnoliopsida; Asterales; Asteraceae.
AACCCAUUCAUGUUCAAUCACGUGAUGAGCCUCGUUCCAACCUUUUCGCCCAUAAAACAGAAGCUGAACUCAUCCAAUUGACUUAUCCGCUAGUUCAAUGGCUACGCCGGUGAAGGUGUACGGACCACCAUUCUCGACCGCCGUGUCAAGGGUCUUGGCCUGUCUCCUUGAGAAAGAUGUCCCAUUUCAGCUUGUACCCAUCAGCAUGGCGAAAGGCGAACAAAAGAAACCUGAUUACCUUAAAAUUCAGCCCUUUGGCCAAGUUCCGGCAUUUCAAGAUGAUGAAAUCACCUUAUUUGAGUCUAGAGCCAUAUGUCGAUAUAUAGCAGAAAAGUACCAAAACAAAGGAACCAUUGGCCUAUUUGGAACAAACCCAUUGGUAAAAGCUUCAAUCGAUCAAUGGCUAGAAGCAGAAUCACAAAGCUUCAAUCCCCCAAGCUCAAUUCUCACCUUUCAGCUAUUUUUUGCUCCACGAAUGAAAAUGAAACAAGAUGAGGCAUUGAUCAAACAAAACGAAUCAAAGCUUGUAAAAGUUCUUAAUGUCUAUGAGAAGAGGCUUGGUGUGAGUCGAUACUUAGCAGGUGAUGAGUUCACAUUGGCUGAUCUCUCUCACUUGCCUAACACCCAAUACUUGGUGGAGAAAACUAACAGGGCUGAGCUGUUCAAGUCAAGGAAGAAUGUGGGACGAUGGUGGGAAGAAAUCUCUACCCGACCUUCUUGGAAAAAGGUGGUCGAAAUGCAAAAUGCAUGAUCUUGGUGGAUCUUCUUGGAACAUGAAGUUUUUCGGUUUCUGUUAUGGUGUUGAAUGGAGUUUCUUUGUAUUUUAUCAUGUGAUUGUUACUAUUACUGUUUGAUAUCAUCGGUGUCAAAUAACAUUGACAAUUCGACAUUAUAUGGACAUAAAUUUGUGUCAUA